AUGGAAACUUUAAAUGAACGUACUAUUUAUUUUAACGAGACUAUAUAUAAUGCAGAGAAAAAAGCAGAAGAACUUUUGGAAAAAAAUGAACAAUUACAAUUUGAAAAUAAAGAUUUUAUUGCAAAAAUUAAAUUAAAAGAUGAGAAAAUUCGUGCAUUUGAAAUGGAAAGCGAAACGAUAUUUGUGAAUAAACUUAAUAAAAUCAACACAAUUAAAGAGAAUUCUUGUUGUGGAAAUAAAUGUAUUAAUUCUGAUUUAUUUGAUGGUUAUUGCAUUAAAGGGAAUGGAUAUGUUAAUGUUUACGAAAAUGGAAUGAUUAAAUAUAGAAAUAAACUGCAAGAUAUUUUUGGCUUUCCAAGGGAAAAUAAAUGGAUUUGUUUAUAUGGGCAACAUCCAUAUACAAAAACAUAUAUUAAUUAUGAAAAUAUUUAUUCUUUAUUUUAUUUUGAAGUGAAAAUAUUUAAAGAAUUAAGUUUAGAAAGUUGUUAUGCGGGUAUUGGAUUUGAAGUUCAAAAUGCAAAUAUAUUUUUGUGUAAUUAUUCGGAUAUUAAUUGGGGAGAUUAUCAAAAAUUUGAAUGGGAAGAUGGAGACGUUUUUGGUUGUGGAAUUGUGUUUCCACCAAAGAAUGAUUUGAAGACAAAGGCUUAUGUAUUUUUUACUAAAAAUGGAAAGAAAAUUGGUAAAAAUAUUUUACUCGAAGAAGAUAACAUUAAUUUGUAUCCAUUUAUUGGACUUUUGUCUUGUUCGGUGGAAACGAAUUUUGGAAAUGAUCUUUUGUCAAAGCCUUUUGUUUAUAAUAUUGAAAAUCAUAUUAUUUAA
This is a messenger RNA of Meloidogyne enterolobii, 819 nucleotides long. NCBI's taxonomy places the organism in Eukaryota, Metazoa, Nematoda, Chromadorea, Rhabditida, Meloidogynidae. The record is from the annotation of a GenBank genome assembly.